This is a messenger RNA of Penicillium chermesinum, 2565 nucleotides long. RefSeq lists its product as uncharacterized. The transcript has a single exon. The coding region runs from base 1 to 2565 and encodes 854 amino acids. NCBI's taxonomy places the organism in Eukaryota, Fungi, Ascomycota, Eurotiomycetes, Eurotiales, Aspergillaceae. The record is from RefSeq and is a predicted model, not a curated record.
AUGUCUUCUCACUCCAUACGCAGGAGCAACAUUCCCAGACAACCGUCCAUUGAUCCAGACAUCGCUCGCUCCCAAGCAGCAGCUGCUGCCUCUCGAGCUAUGCGAUCAAGCCAAAGGUCGUCGGUAGAAUCCAGAACCUCGUAUGAUCGACUCGGCGGGCCAAACAAUGUCGCUGUGCCUAGUAGACGGCCGACUUCGCGCCUCCGGACUGAUUCUAGCUCUGCGUGUGAAUCUCUGGCCUCUUCAAAAGAUGACAGAGCUCCAACCGUGUCCGAAAGAGCUCACAUUCAGGUGGAAUCCGCUAUCUUAUCUCCUAUAAUUGAGCCGAAAGGACUCGAUGGACGGGACAGCUCGGUACCUUCAUCAUACCGUCGACUGCGCAAAGCCAAGUCGAUGUUCUCGACCCGGCAGCGUUUCCCACAGAGCUCAUAUGGCACGCCGUCCAUUUCGCCGCAAAGUGGCUAUGACCUCGAUCACGGUUCCGGGUUUUCGUUCCCCCGCACGCUCAGGCAUUCUACAUCUUUUGCACGGGGACGCCCCGGCAGGAAACUUCAUCAUGCGAAGAGCCACGAUGCGGCAAUUGAAUUGGCUCGAGAAAGCUUCGUCGAAGAGGCGGAGAAGACGGGUAAUCUACAGCCUUCGUUCUUUACGCACCAUCAAAAAGAACACAAGCCUUUUCGCAAGACUUUCCGAGCCACAAGUGAGAGUAGUGGAACCGGCAAGCUGUCGCGAAAGGCCAGCUUCAAAUCUUUCCAUCGCCGGUCACGUACAUUUUCCGCGACGAUCAAGAAUGGUUUACGGCGUGUUCUUGGCCUGUCAAAGACUGUGGAACAGCCUGAGAAAGUCUCGUCGGUGGAAAAGAUUGAGCCCGCUGCUCAUUCGGAAAGUCCAGCAGUUCCUGCUCGACCAAUAUACGUUCGGAAGCUUACUGCUGAGACGGAAUAUGGGUACAGCAGCAGCGAACCGAGUCCGCUCCGUGUGACGGCAAUCAGGUCGGAUCCCUCCCGCUCUAUGCAGGGUAUACGCACCACGAGUCGGGCAUCGACUGCCGUCAACCCAAUUGCUGCUGAGCAGUAUAGUCAGUCCUUUCCUCUGGUUGAAGGGCAUGGAGACUUGAACACACAACUUGUUGCUUCUGGGGAAGCCACUCUGGCCCCUUGUGACCAACCUGCUCGUCUAAUCUUCGAUGGCUUGAUUAACACUCAUGAUUUAUAUACAGCUCUGGUCCGUCGUCAGCUUGAGCGCGCAGCGCAAUGUGCUAACGAAGAGAUUGUAUAUGGAAAUGUCCCGGAGCACAGGGCUAUACCUGAGCGCGCUUCCUCUGUCUAUUCUCAACGGAGCAGGCGUACGGUUCGCACAGUCCGCCGAGUUCCCAGCACUGAAUCAUCGGCCUCGCCUCGUUCCUUUGCAACUGCCCGGGUGGACUCUUCCUCGCCUACUAAACUGCAGCAUGCCGCUCGAUAUACGCCCCAGUCUCUCUACGUACCAAACAACGAGAAAACCGGCCCGUCCAGUGCCGUCGUGGAACCAGUAUCACCACAGUCUGCGUUUAUCGUUCAAGACUCGGAUGAAGACACAGAAAGUGUGGUCGCUCGCCUGUCACCAAGACCCGAGUCAGUGUCGCCCACUAGUCUCUACUCUCGAACAACCAGUGGUAAAACACCACUUGCUUCCACAGUCUCGUUGAAGCGAGAUGUAGGCACAGUCACUAUUAUUUCGUCUGAACGCAGCGCUUAUGCGUCUCCAACUCGUCCCUGCGAGGCUAAGUCAAACCUUCAGCCAAGCGCCGACUGGCAGAAGUGGUUCAGCUCGGAGAUCGAUAAAAUCGAGAUGACUUAUCCUACACGUGGACAUGUUCGAGAAGAAGCCCAGAUGCAGGAUGACGAGGAAGAAAUCACACAGAUACUCCGGCAAGCAGCAGACUCUGGCCGAGGGCCAGCUCCACUGCCUGAACAUACUGAGGAGUGUACAGUUUCUACACGUCAACCCUCGCUCAAGGCUGUGCCGCAAAGCAAUUUCUCUCGCCCUUUCAGCCGCUCAUCGAGUACCCGAACCAUUCAGUCGGCCCAGAAAGUACAGACAAAAGGCGAAAUCAAGGUAUCUGAAAACGAAGGACAAACUGAGGAUCUCUCAACAAUAUCCAUGCCCAUCCGAAGUAUAUCGGCUAGCGACAGGACCUUAUCACCCAUGCGUCUCCGGUAUAGCAAUACGCCCCGAAUACCCGAGUCUCCAACUCCUCCUCCAAGGGCUUGCAAUCCCUCGAUAAAGCGGAUAUGGACCCAAGACCAGUAUCGUCGAUAUUCGGCUCGGCGCCCGACAGUAAAAGCCAAGCCUGCUCAAUUCCGAUCAUUGCGCACGGCUCGGGAGUCCCGAUACAACAACGAGAAUGCGCGAAACCAUGAGCACGAUGACAUGAUGGAUGAGUACCACGCGAUGCAAGAAGGCCCAGGCACGAUGUCGAGCAAGCAGAUGGUGGAGAUGUUCCUGGAUAGUCGCCGGCGCCAGAUGGGGUUGGCGGAGAACUCCGAUGGGGAGAGCACAGUGACUGGAGAGGCGUUUAUGUAG